AUGAGAAAAGGAGCGGAAAUUGAUUGUCUCCCCGUUGAUAUUCUUGCCCAUAUCUUCUUUCUCCUCGCCACUUUCAAGGAUUCAGCGUUGGCAAGCGGCGUGUGUAAGAAAUGGAAGCGUGCAGUGGAGCAGUCAUUGGCCUGGAGAAAUCGCAUGAGCUUUGCUAGUCUCAAUAUGGACGAUGAAUCCACUUCACGCCUCGUUCUUCAAGCAUAUAACCUCACCGACCUCGAUAUCUCAAGGAGUAGAUGGGGUUGUCAGAUAAGUGACAAUGGACUUUUCAAGAUAUCAUGUGCAAAGUGUUUGAACAACUUGACCUCCAUAUCUUUGUGGGGUGUGACAGGCGUCACAGAUGCAGGCGUUAUUUGUCUGAUUUCAAGAGCUAAGUCCUUACAACAUCUUAACUUGGGAGGCACCUUUAUAACAGAUGACUCUCUUAUUGCCAUUUCAAAUAGCUGUCCGCAUUUGAAGUCUAUUGGACUUUGGAGUUGUAGACAAGUUAGUGAAGAAGGACUGAUUAUUCUCGUAAGAAAAUGCCGAAAGCUCGAGUCCAUGAAUGUUUGGGGUACAAGAGUCCCUCGAGAAUGCUUCAAUGGUUUGGUUGCCAUUAGUCCCACACUUGAGAUUAAACAAAAAGGACUUCUCCUCAAUAUACAAAGGGCUCCAUUUUCGACAUUGCCUUCACAUUUCUAA
Impatiens glandulifera is the source of this 693-nucleotide messenger RNA. RefSeq names its product F-box protein At5g67140-like. The transcript has 5 exons. Gene Ontology annotation, molecular function: protein binding. Gene Ontology annotation, cellular component: SCF ubiquitin ligase complex. Gene Ontology annotation, biological process: SCF-dependent proteasomal ubiquitin-dependent protein catabolic process. NCBI's taxonomy places the organism in Eukaryota, Viridiplantae, Streptophyta, Magnoliopsida, Ericales, Balsaminaceae. The record is from RefSeq and is a predicted model, not a curated record. The coding region runs from base 1 to 693 and encodes 230 amino acids.